CGCGGCUGCGAACGAUGCUCCCAUGAAGAGGAACGACGACCACGCGGACGCGGAGACCGCUUGGGCCGCGCUGGCCAGCAUGAACACCUUCAAGGAUCUUCACGACGAGCCUCCUUUGUUGCAAGCCAUAUUUCAUGGAAAUGUGGAGGCAGUUCGUACGUUGCUAUCGCAAAAAGAGGAUGUCAAUUGGCAAGACAAGGAGCAACGUUCCCUUUUACACGCGGCAGCAUACAGGGGAGAUACCGCUAUUGUAGAACUUCUCUUGUUAAACGGUGCGGCGGUCAACAACAAAGACAAGAAAUGGUUGACUCCCUUGCACCGAGCCUGCUGCUCGGGCAAUUACAACGUGGUGGACAUUCUGUUGAGGUACAAAGCGGACGUAAACGCCCGAGACCGCAAUUGGCAGACGCCUCUUCAUGUAGCGGCGGCAAAUAACGCUGUUCAGUGCGUGGAACUAUUAAUGCCGCACUUGUUAAACAUCAACGUCACAGACAGAUGCGGGAAAACGUGUCUUCAUCACGCGGCGUUCAACGGACAUCUUGAAAUGUGCGAAUACCUGAUGCAGUUCGGUUGCGUGAUAAACGCCUCCGACAAGAAGGACCGCAGGGCUUUGCAUUUCGCGGCGUACAAGGGCCACAACGAGAUCGUGAAAGCGCUAAUAGCGAAAGGCGCCGACGUGGAUGUUAAAGAUCGAGAUUUGUAUACUCCGUUACACGCAGCGGCCGCUUCCGGUAAUGCGGAGUGCGUGCAGAUUUUGAUCCAAGCCGGCGGCGACAUCGAGGCGAAGAACGUGUACGGAAAUACGCCGCUGCAUAUCGCGUGCUUGAACGGAUGUCCCCUCGUGAUCAAGGAGCUUAUAGCCAAUCACGUUAAUUUGGAGGCCGUGAAUUAUCGGGGGCAGACCGCGUUGCACGUCGCCGCCGCCAGCGUGCACGGUGUUCACUGUUUCAAGAUGCUGAUAUACAACGGGUUGAAGGUCAACGUGCAGUCGGAGGACGGCCGUACGCCGUUGCACAUGACCGCGAUCCACGGGAGAUUCACGAGAUCCAAAACGUUGCUGGACGCGGGAGCCUUUCCGGACGCGAGAGACAAGAAUGGAAAUACGGCAUUGCACAUUGCCGCCUGGUUUGGCUUCGAGUGCCUGACGACAUCCCUAUUGGAGAGCGCAGCGUCUCCAGCUACGCGCAACGCACAGCAACGUACACCUUUGCAUCUCAGCUGCCUAGCGGGGCACAUAGAAGUUUGUAGAAAAUUAUUGCAACUCGACAGCAGGCGGAUCGACGCGCGAGAUAUCGGUGGUAGGACGGCCUUACAUCUGGCAGCAUUUAAGGGUUCCGUGGAUUGCUUGGAUCUGCUGCUGUCCAGCGGUGCGAAUUUCAAACUUGUCGACAACGACAAUCGAUUGGCCCUUCAUCAUGCCGCGUGCCAAGGGCACUACCCUUGCGUCUUCACUCUGGUCGGAUUCGGUAGCGACUCGAACGCUCAGGACGUGAAUGGCGCGACGCCGUUACAUCUGGCCGCAGCGGCGUCGAAUUCUAACGCUCAGUCUUUCAAGUGCGUGCAGUACCUGCUGCAGCACCGGGCGGAUCCGCGUUUACGCGACAAACGCGGCUUCACUGCGAUCCACUACGCGGUGGCGGGCGGCAAUAAAGCGGCAUUGGAGGCGCUUCUGAACGCGUUGUCUGACGCGCCUUCGAAUCCGUCCGCUUCGCUCAGCUCCUCGUCGAUCGGGCAGGAGCUGUCCGUGCCGGCGCUCACUCCGAUACACCUCGCGGCGUAUCACGGUCACGAUGAGAUCUUGCAGCUGCUCCUUCCCCUGUUCCCUAAUACGAAUAUCAAGGAGGACAGCGGAAAGACGCCACUAGAUUUGGCCGCCUACAAGGGGCACAAGCAAUGUAUCUUGCUCCUGCUGCGAUUCGACGCUUCCGUGGCGGUCCAGGACUCUGUCACGAAGCGCACACCCGUGCACUGCGCCGCCGCGACAGGUCACGCGGAAUGCCUGGCUCUGCUUCUGCAGAACAUGGACGAUCCCAACGUGGUGAAUUGCUGCGACUCCAAGCAGCGCACGGCCCUGACGCUCGCGGUGGCGAACAACUAUCCGGAAUGCGCGAUGCUGCUGCUGACGUACAAGGCCGAUUGCAAUCUGCCGGACGUCAAUAAGCAUACGCCGCUGUUUCGCGCCGUGAUCAACGAGCGCGACAAUCAGCUGGUGAAAUUGUUGCUGAAGCACGGCGCGGAGGUGGCCGUGCAAGAUAUGAACGGUAAAACACCGUUACAUUUGGCGGCGGCUUGCGGCAGAUUGUACGCUUUAGCCGCACUCGUUAAAGCCGAUUUAACCGCGGCGGCCUUGAAGGACGAUCAAGGUUGCACGGUGCUGCACUGGGCCUGUUACAACGGCAACUCGAAUUGCGUGGAGUAUCUUUUGAAUCAUAACGUGUUCGAUUCCUUGGAAGGUAAUCCGUUCUCCGCCGUACACUGCGCCGUGUAUCAGGGAUCUGCGCACUGUCUGGACCUGCUGAUUAACAAGUUCGGCGGGCAAGCGGUUGCCGCCCCGAGGGACUCGUCGUGCGGCUUAUUACCGCUGCAUGUCGCGGCGAGCGCCGGGUCCGUCGAGUGCGCGCGAUUGAUUCUGAAUUCGGUCGGACCGGAGCAAGCCGGACUCGAGACAACCGACUACUUCGGACGGACGCCGCUCCUUUGCGCGGCCGUCAACGGGCAGUGCAACGCUAUCGAAUUACUGCUCGAAUGGAAGGCCAACGUGCGCGCCGUCGACUCCAACAAGAACACGGCGCUGCACCUAGCGUGCCAGAGACGUCAUUCCGCCGCGGCGUCGUUACUCCUAAACUGGAUCGAGUCGCUCGGCGGCUCCGACAGCGACAAGAACACGUCGCAGUCGCAGCGCGUCUCGGUCAUCAACAUGGUCAACAAGCAGCAGAGAACGCCGCUGCAUCUGGCGGCGAGGAACGGUCUCGUGACGAUCACGCGACGAUUGUUGCAACUGGGCGCGAGUGUCAUAGCUGUCGACGCCGAAGGACUCACGCCCGCGUUAGCCUGCGCCCCAAAUCCGGCGGUGGCCAAGUGUUUAGCGACUAUUCUCGCCGCGCAGGGUCAAAACGGAGAAACCGCGCAAUACUCGCCGGCUAUUCAGCACACGUUGGAGGUGUAUCUGAACGGCGUGGACUCGCAGCACAGCUCCGACUCGGAGUUUUACUGACAGCGAGCGUCGACACGCUCGGAUCGUCCAGCGUUCCGAGCGAGAACGAGACGCGGCAACAUCGAUGCCGCUAGACUGAUCUGCAUGAGCUGCUGGCUCUUUUCCAUUCUAGCGUAAGCUGGAGCGCCUCCGAUUCCGGCGAGCGAGACUGCCGUACGAAUGGAUCUCCAACACCGGCGAGAACACGUCGCGAUCGCAUCUCCGUCGUUAAAUAUGAUCAACAAGAGAACGCCGCUGCAUCUGGUGACGAGAAAACGGUCUCGUGACGGUAAGCUGAGAUUGUUUUUAGCGAUACGCGGCCGGUGACUAGUAUAAGUAACAAUAAUAAAAAAAAAUUGUAAGUAACAAUCGUGACAAUACCGGUGUCUGACGUGUCUGUGCUGUCGAGAACUCGGUUAAACAGACCUGCGUUCAGCAUCAUUCUAACAUAAAUAUUUGAAUACUGCAUGCACACAUGUUUUACUUCCUCCCAGAAGUUGAUGAGCUUUUUAAAAAAUCAGUUUUCAAAUGUAAUAAUCGGUGUCCGUUAUUAUCAAUUCCUUUAAUUCUGCAAAAUUUAUAAUUCUGUGAAAUCGAUAAAAAAAAAACGGAUAAUCCGAAAAUAAUCGCGUUCAAUCAGUUAAAACAGACCUAUGUUCGGCAUCUCUUUUAAUAUCUGAAACAUAGAUGUUUACCUCUUAUACAUAGAACAAGUUAAGACAGUUUCGCUGUUUAUGCGAUCCCCAUCUUUCGUAGCCUACAACUUGUGAAUAUAAUAUUUAGUGCACAUAUAUACCUCUUAUAUUUCGAGCGAUAUGUUUGCCUCUAUAAUUUUCUAAAUCAAGCACGUCGGUUAAUGGUAAUGCGUAACAAUAGGAUCCUCUCACAAUCGAUUAACGCGAGUCUCGAAUAUGGACCACACCGAAUAAUAAUAACAAUAAUAAUAAUCGCGAACACAAGUAAUAAUAGUUGCGUUAAGUAAGUCUCAAAUGCAAUUAUGAGGCCCGUUCUUUAUAGUUUAACUGGCUGCACUAGUUCACAGUUUUAUCUUUCUUUUUUUUUUACGUUAGAAGAAGAAGGAUAAACUCGUGAACCAGUGCAGCCAGUUCAGCUAUAAAGAACAGGCCUAUAGAUUUAACAAUGAAACAGCGGCGUGUCGUUGGUUUUGUAGUCGAAUAGAUGUAGCAAUAAAGAAAAGCGCAAUUCA
Messenger RNA from Wasmannia auropunctata (little fire ant), 4400 nucleotides. RefSeq names its product serine/threonine-protein phosphatase 6 regulatory ankyrin repeat subunit A-like. The transcript has 17 exons. NCBI's taxonomy places the organism in Eukaryota, Metazoa, Arthropoda, Insecta, Hymenoptera, Formicidae. The coding region runs from base 23 to 3214 and encodes 1063 amino acids. The record is from RefSeq and is a predicted model, not a curated record. Gene Ontology annotation, molecular function: protein binding.